AUGCUUGUUAUAAAAACUUUGUCGAUUCGAUUUGUCCAGAUUGUGGUUCUACACCACUUUCUUUUUGUGGCAUUUUGCAACGGCAUUGAAGAAAUCAAAAACUCCAAAAUUCAUGAUACUGGACAACAAGGUAUCAAAUCACAGGUGGAACCCAAAUCUCAUUUCGUCCAAGAGAUUGAAGAGAUAUUUGAGGAUGCGGUAGAAUCAGUGGAAGGGAUGUUCAAUGACAGAAAUCCAUCAGUUCAUAUGAGCUGCUCCUCCCCCGGGUCCCUAGAUUCAACCCUCACAUUCCACGCCACCUUGAAAAUUUUUCCUAUCCUCGACUCCUACGUAUACGAGUGGUAUGACAAUGCAACGCAUGAAGUUAUACCCAUGAAAGCUAAGAGAACAAGUAAAUUGACGAGAGUGUAUAGCAGUAAGGAUGUCUCUGUGGGAGUUUAUCCGAUGGAAGUACGUAUCAAAUAUACAUCAUCGGGAGAUAUGAUUGCAGGGAAUUCUCUCAAUUUUACUUUAACAGAUACACUUAAUGGCAACAUAGCUAUUUCACAGAAAAAUGAUGUACAAAGAAAACCUAACGUCUAUGCAGCUAACAAAAACAUUACAAUCUCCACAAAUGUUACCGACAAAUUCCAAAAUGCGAACUUUACGUAUAUUUGGAGGAUUAAUGGACUUAAAGAAGGCAACACAACAGAUCCAGUCUUCAAUGUCACAUGUAAGAGUGAUGGGAAUAAUACAAUUACAGUUGAUGCCUUCGCAGAAGUUGAAGCUGGUUCAAAUACAUCUAUCCACAUGGUUAAAAAGUUUGGGAAUUUUUCCAAAAACAUAGAAGUCAGUUAUGCAGUAAAUAAUCUCAAAUAUGAAGGCAGAUUCAAUCUACCAAUUAAACGAAACAUCAACGCUACAGUUACAUGCACAGGCAGUUUCCCAAUGACAUUUUGCUACAACAUCAGCGACCCCUUGGGUUUCCAGAUUAUGCGUUACUGUAGUGUGGAGAAAGAGAGUGUUGACUGUCAGUUCACAAUCGAUACCCAAAUAGACUCCAAGGGUCAUUACAUACUUGAUAUGUCACUUACUAAUGAUAUCAGCACCACUAAUAACAGUGUGAAGAUCCAGCUGUAUGAUCCAGAGGAUGUGAGGGUGAUAGUGAACAGUUCCACCCCAGCAGUAUUGGACUCACAUAUAACAUUCUUUGCACGUCUGGUGCUUCCAAGUGGUGUCUCUAUCAAGGAUCCUCGCUUCAGAUACAUCUGGGAAGAUGAUGUCAGAGGUUCACAACUCCAAGUAACAACGGAUGAUGAAACUUCCAGCAUUUCUAGACAGUACCACAGCAAGGACAAGAUCAAACCAAAACGCUACACAAUGCAUGUGACGGUCCAGAACGUGUAUGACGGGCGCAUUAUAGCUAGGGAACAAUCACCAUUUAACUUAACAAAAACACUCAACACAAAACUUAAUAUAACUCAAAAGUUGAAAUACCGGCGUUUCCAAAAUACAUUUGCAAGUAAUAAACAGGUGAAUUUUACAGUAGCAGUACACGAUAAUUUAACUAACCCAGAUAUAUCAUACUGGUGGUAUUUAAACAAUACACAAAUUGGAUUCACGAAAGAACCAGAAAUCUCAACAGUUGUGAAUAAAUCUGGAAUGUAUAUCUUGGGGGUUGACAUUAGUGCAUACAUUGAUAGUGAUGAUUCUCCACUACUAGAGCUUCAUGGGAAACUACGGCAUAAUGUGUCUGUGAAAGACACCCUCCAUACUCUACAACUAGAGGGGGUCAAUAGUGUACCACUUGGUGGCUAUCUAGACUGUCGGGUUACCUGCAAAGGAGGUUCCCCAGUGUCAUUCUGUGCUAAUGUGACGGACACUAGUGGCAAACAACGGCCAAACACAACCUGUCAGACAACCAUGUAUACUCAAAAGUGCAGUUUUCCAAUCAUUCGUAAAUUCACCCAGCUUGGCGUUUAUAAACUCCAAGCCACCAUUACUAAUGAUGUGAGUGCCAGGUCAACAGUGUUCUACGUGAGCGUCUAUGAUCCAAAUGCCAGUGCAAUAGCCUAUAUCGCCAUACCUAUACUGAUCAGCCUCCUAGCAGCUGUUGUCAUCGCAGGAGGCGUUGUUUACCACAUUAAAGUGCAGCGUAAAGGAGUUGAAACAGCAGACUUUAACUUUCACCAAACAGCAACAGCAGACACAGGUCCUGUUGUGAGGAUUCGCCAGUCAUUAUCAUCUUUGUUUAGUCAAAGCCGCAGUCCAAAGCAACAGGGCUAUGCGUAUGCUUCUCUGGAGGGUAGCGAUGAGACAGUUGAAAGUCCUUCAACAGAAUAUGGAGCUUUGUGAUGGUCGUGUGACACUGUAAAACCCAACGGAAAACCUUUGUCAAGUUUUCGAUAUAAAGUGGGGACCUAAAGUGCAUCUCUGCUCUCAGCGGACAAUGUACUGUUGGAUAUGCUUCAUUAAAGUUUCAACAGAGACUUAAUGUUUUAUAGUGAAC
Owenia fusiformis is the source of this 2488-nucleotide messenger RNA. NCBI's taxonomy places the organism in Eukaryota, Metazoa, Annelida, Polychaeta, Sabellida, Oweniidae. The record is from the annotation of a GenBank genome assembly.